This is a messenger RNA of Olea europaea var. sylvestris, 1605 nucleotides long. Its product is annotated as zinc finger CCCH domain-containing protein 46. Gene Ontology annotation, biological process: protein polyubiquitination. Bases 91 to 1155 code for a protein of 354 amino acids. NCBI's taxonomy places the organism in Eukaryota, Viridiplantae, Streptophyta, Magnoliopsida, Lamiales, Oleaceae. Gene Ontology annotation, molecular function: metal ion binding; ubiquitin protein ligase activity. The transcript has 10 exons. The record is from RefSeq and is a predicted model, not a curated record.
UCCCCAUUUCACAGUUAAAAUUCCCUCCCAAAACCUCAUAUUUUGCUUAAAAUAAAAUGGUCGUAGAACCCUAAAUUGGAAUCGUUAAUUAUGCCUCCAAGAAAAGAACUCUGCAGGAAUUUUCAACGUGGCAGUUGUCGAUAUGGUGAUCAUUGUAAGUUUCUUCAUGACACACCGCCACAAUCACAGUCCAGUCCCUUUGGAUUUGGUACGCAAACUGGCACCCAGUUUCAGCACACAAAUCCACAACAGCAGAAGCCCAAUCCUUUUGGUUUUGGAGUCCAGCAUAAUGCUCAAGUGAGAGGGGCAAAUGAUUUUGGAUCCAGACCAAAUCAAUUCAAGCCUUUUGAAAAUAAAUGGACUCGUUUCUCCCCUUUGAAUACAAAUAGCUCCUCCUCAUUGCGGCAAUCCGAUAGUCAGACUUCUGCACCUAAUCACAAGUGCACAGAUCCCGAGUCUUGCAAACGUCAAAUUAUUGAAGAUUUUGAAAAUGAGAGGCCACUGUGGAAGCUUACUUGUUAUGGGCACAACAAAAACGGUCCAUGUGACAUUGUUGGUGAUAUCAGCUAUGAAGAGUUGCGUGCAUUGGCAUAUGAUGAAGCUAAGCGUGGAUUGAGCUUACAGUCCAUUAUCGAAAGAGAAAGGAGCCUACUAAAUUCCAAAUUGGUUGAAUUUCAAAGCCUUGUACAGAAACCUUAUGCGAUUUCAUCAAAUGCCUCAAUUAGCACUCAAAACUCUGUUGCCGGUGUCAGCCCAAAUACCCCAACGACAAUUCAGAGUGGUAGCCCUCCUUCAGUGUCAACUUUUGGUCAAUUGGGAGCAUCAUUAAACACGUCUAGAAUGUUUGGUGCUGCAUCAAGUUAUACCUUCGGGCAAUCCCAUUCUUUCCAGAACUACAGUCAGGCAUCUAGCACAUUUCAGGGAAAUAAUUCACCUGCAAUAAGUUCUCACCAGAACCCAUUUUCAACGUCAACAAUCUCAUCUCAUAUGCCUACUGCAGCUUAUAACCCGGCUGAAGUUCCUAUGAGUGGGGCUAAUUCUGCCUUGGAUGUGACUAAAAGCAUCCAGUUGAUGAACAACACGCACAGUGGGAACAGUAACAUGGACAAUAGCAUUUGGAUGAAAGCAGAAUGGAAAAUUGGAGAGGUACAUUGACGGGGUAUUCACAUUGGACACAAGGAUACCAGAAGAAGCACCUCCGGAUAAUUGUAUCUACUGACUACUAAUUUUGAUUCUAGCUCGAUGUGUCGACAGUGUCGUAACCAUUACUGUAAGUUUUGUGGCAAUGUUGUUCAUCAGCAGAUUCCAGAUGGUCUUCCAGAUCAUUAUGCUAAAAUUGAUUCUGGGACAGGAAUUGUAAAUCUUGUAAUACAAGAGAGGACAAAGAUUUGUUGUUUCAGCUAGACUUUUUCUUUUUAUAUACACGUUCUCAAUAAUAGAAUAGCAAGCAUGUGAUAUCAUAAUUGUUUCUUGUCAAUGCAUACAUUAAAGACUUCAAUUUUAUUGUCCCCACCUCCACCCCAGCCCCACCAGGGUAUAGGGUGGCUUUGGAGGAAUUGUUAGACUAUUAACCAGUUAUAGAAAUGGAAACUCUGAUGUUUAUUU